GGGUUCUGGGCAAGCGAAGGCAUUCUGAGUGGCUGAAACAGCUUCAGCAGAGACCCUAAAGCCAGCCACCUCUUGUCCCCACAGUCCAGGCGGAGGCCGCAGAGGGCCCAGGGCGGGCAGGGGCAGCAAUGACUGGUCCUGACGGUGGCUGAGCCCCCAGCCCCUGGAAUAUGCAGCCCGGGGGAGCCCCAGGCAGCGGCGAGGACGCGGUGGCGGCGUGGGGCGAGAGGCAUGGUCUCCACCUACCGGGUGGCCGUGCUGGGGGCGCGAGGCGUGGGCAAGAGUGCCAUCGUGCGCCAGUUCCUGUACAACGAGUUCAGCGAGGUCUGCGUGCCCACCACCACCCGCCGCCUCUACCUGCCUGCUGUCGUCAUGAACGGCCACGUGCACGACCUCCAGAUCCUCGACUUCCCGCCCAUCAGCGCCUUCCCUGUCAACACGCUGCAGGAGUGGGCAGACGCCUGCUGCAGGGGACUCCGGAGUGUCCACGCCUACAUCCUGGUCUACGACAUCUGCUGCUUUGACAGUUUUGAGUACGUCAAGACCAUCCGCCAGCAGAUCCUAGAGACAAGGGUGAUUGGCACCUCAGAGACGCCCAUCAUCAUCGUGGGCAACAAGCGGGACCUGCAGCGCGGACGCGUGAUCCCGCGCUGGAACGUGUCUCACCUGGUGCGCAAGACCUGGAAGUGCGGCUACGUGGAGUGCUCCGCCAAGUACAACUGGCACAUCCUGCUGCUCUUCAGCGAGCUGCUCAAGAGCGUCGGCUGCGCCCGCUGCAAGCACGUGCACGCCGCCCUGCGCUUCCAGGGCGCGCUGCGCCGCAACCGCUGCGCCAUCAUGUGACCGCGCC
Myotis lucifugus (little brown bat) is the source of this 850-nucleotide messenger RNA. RefSeq names its product RAS like family 10 member B (gene RASL10B). Bases 232 to 843 code for a protein of 203 amino acids. The transcript is spliced from 3 exons. Lineage: Eukaryota; Metazoa; Chordata; Mammalia; Chiroptera; Vespertilionidae. The record is from RefSeq and is a predicted model, not a curated record. Gene Ontology annotation, molecular function: GTPase activity; GTP binding.